GAUUGAUUACACUAGCUGUUACGCUUAAAGUCGAGCAAAUUUCGCCGUAAAAUGUCACGGAAAGAAACAAAACAUCUGCAAGGUGUUGCCGACAUUUUAGAAAUUUCUCGAUUUAGCUGCCCGGUGAAAAGUUUUGUUCAAUUUUCCGAGUGAAAAAUCUUCCUAUCGUCACUCAAUUGUCCACUAUUCCCUCAACAAGGCUCCACAGCAAAUAAUUAGGAAUUAUGGCUUGCCCAAUUGGUCCGGAAGAGAUCAAGAAGCUAAAGAUGUUUAUUGGCUUCUGCUCUCAGAAGCCAGAAAUCAUAAAUAUGCCUCAGUUGAGCUUCUUCAAGGAGUUUAUUGAGCAAUUAGGUGGAAAAGUCCCGGAAGGAAUGCCCACAGGUAGUUUUCCCACUGAGGCUGAAGCUCCAAAGCCAGAACCUACUCAGACAAAGCCAACGCCAGCUCCUGAGAGUCCUCCAGUUCAAGAGGAAGAGAGUGAACCAGAGUCUGAUGUGGAGAUCGAUAGGGAGGGUUGUGUAGAGCCUGAUACGGAUGAACCGCAAGAAAUGGGAGAUGCUGGAAAGGAGCCCACAGAUGAUGAUUUCGAGAAGGCCAGUGAAUGUAGAUCUCAGGCUGCUGCAGCGUACAGUGAGCAGAAGUACGAUGAAGCAAUUGAUCUCUACACCCAGGCCAUUCUCCUCAAUCCCGGCAAUGCUCUGUUCUAUGCCAAGCGUGGCCAGGCCUUUCUUAAGCUCGUGAAGCCCAAUGCAUGCAUCCGUGAUUGCAACAGGGCGCUUCAGCUAAACUGUGACUCGGCUGCUGCUUACAAAUUCCGCGGCAGAGCUAAUAGGCUGCUGGGCAAUUGGGAGGAUGCAGCCAUGGAUCUCCGACAGGCCUGCAAAAUUGAUUAUGACGAAGAGGCCGACGAGUGGCUGCGUGAGGUGACACCCAAUGCCAAGAAACUGGAACAACACCGGAUUAAGCAAGAGCGCAGGAAGGCAGAAAAAGAGGUAAGGGCUCGCCAGGAGCGCGUACGACGGGCCCAGGAGGCCAAUAGGCGAGCUGCUGAGGAGAACAAGAACCGCAAUGAUGACAUGGGAGGUGAUGGGUAUCCCGGUGGCGGUGCUGGUGGCUUCUCCUUCAACGAGAGCGACAUCUUUUCGGCAUUUAAAGAUCCCGAAGUGGCAGCUGCUCUGCAGGACAUUAUGGCCAAUCCAGCAAAUAUCGUCAAGUAUCAGAACAAUCCUAAGAUUCUCGCGUUGUUGGAAAAGCUGGGCGCAACCCAAGGUGCAGCCGGUGGUAUGCCGGGCUUCAUGGGUGGCGGCUUCCCGGGUGGUUUUCCAGGUGCUGGAGGUGCCGGAAGUGCUCCUAGUGGCGAAAGUACAAAGCCACCACCUAAGACAGACCUCAAUGAUGAUGGAUUGGAUUAGGAGGUACAACAUUUGAUAGAAUGAGAGAGAGAGAGAGCUAUUCCAGCCACCUACGAAAAGCGACUUUUUUACACUUACUACUCCCAAAAAAAAAAAUUAAAAAAAAAAGAUUGUAAAUUAGACUGUAAGGAGGGUUCUCUGUUGAUGAAUUCGCAAGGCAAAUAAUGUAGCAAUGCAUUGAUAUCAAUUGCUAGUUAUCGAUUUAUCAUGCUAUUGUCACUCUAUGGAUUAAUUGAAUUAAAAAUAUAAUUAUUGCUCCAUCUCGCCACGGUGCCUCGUGAGAAGAGCAGGUCAAACAA
Molecule: messenger RNA, 1711 nt
Organism: Phlebotomus papatasi
Lineage: Eukaryota; Metazoa; Arthropoda; Insecta; Diptera; Psychodidae
Product: hsc70-interacting protein 1-like
Exons: 4
Coding region: 225-1412 (395 amino acids)
Molecular function (GO): protein dimerization activity; Hsp70 protein binding
Source: RefSeq, a predicted model, not a curated record